UUUGUUACUAGAGGCCCGCGGAUUUGUAACGAGAACAGUUUAUUUCACGCGUACUACGGAACGAAUCGUGAAAUUGAUCAAAUACAUGAAGAAACAGGUGUCAUUCGUUAAUUCAUUUGUAAAACGCUUCUACUUUCAUUCAAUCGACAUCCAAGCAUUACUUGAUAAAUCUUUUUUUAUUUUAUCUCAAAGAAUUCUUUUUUUCUACUAUUGGUGGAAAAUAUGAUUUGAUUUGAUCUGAUUUUCGUGAUUACAAUCUUAUUCGACCCUAUUUAUAGUAAUUCGUGAAUUUCCAUUGUGCAAUCAAUUGAUUUCGAAGAAUUGGAAAACACUUGCAAAAUUUUCUUCGAAUUUAUCGUGUUCUAUUGUGUUCUAAUCAAUCGGAUAAAGGAAUCGUAUCUUCAAAGCUCUUUUGAAAUUCGAGUUUAAAAAUAUCAAAAUAAAGAACUGAUGUGAAGAAAGUGCGUUGCAAAGAAUCGAACAGUUCUUUUUAUCGAUUAUUGAAUCUUCUUCAUUGUGAUUGUAUACCAUAUAUAAUUUAUUUUUUAAUGUUCCAAAUGCCAUCAACUCGACAUCACCUUCAAAAGAAAUUAUUAUGCAAGGAAGAAAGUUGAUGAAGACUGAAGACCAAUCUCUAUAUAAUUAAAAUUUUUAGACAAAUUCAUGAAAGGAGAAAUGAAAAUAUCUCCAGAUAAAGAACGAAUAUCGCCCAUCAUGUAUCAAGGAUUAGAAGAUGAUUUCAAGAAGAAUAAUUUAAAGAAUCGUAGAUUAGCAGAAACAGAUGAUUUUUUAACGGCUGAUGGAAGUUAUCGUAGCAGCAAGACGGAAUAUGUGCCUCGUAUCUCAUGGUCGAACUUGAUAGGAUUACUUUUUGUACACAUAGGUGGUCUGUACGGAUUUUACCUCAUCUUUGUUGAAGCUAAGCUCUCUACCAUAUUAUGGAUGUUUAUUACUACUUAUACUACCGGAUUCGGCAUAACUGCAGGAGUACAUCGAUUGUGGUCUCAUAGGGCAUACAAAGCAAAAUGGCCACUUCGAUUACUUCUAAUAUUCCUCUUUACCAUAACCGGACAAAAAGAUGUAUACAGAUGGGCAUUGGAUCACAGAGUGCAUCAUAAGUAUAGUGAAACUGAUGCAGAUCCUCAUAACGUUAAAAGAGGUUUUUUCUUCGCACACGUAGGAUGGCUUUUUAUAACUCCGCAUCCCGAUGUUGUCUCGAAACGAAAGGCAGUGGACAUGAGUGAUUUGGAGGCCGAUCAACUUGUCAUGUGGCAAAAAAGAUAUUACAUUCUUUUAUUCCCUCUUUUAACUAUCGGAUUUCCAGUUGUCGUGCCUUGGUAUUUUUGGUCAGAAUCGAUUUGGACGUCUUUCUGGGUGAAUUUUAAUUGUCGUUUCUGUAUUACUCUCAACAUAGCCUUUUUUGUAAACAGCGUGGCUCACAUGUGGGGUAAACGACCUUAUGACAAAUAUAUAUCUUCAGUGGAAAAUACGAUGCUCUCCAUCGCAGCCCUAGGUGAGGGUUGGCAUAAUUUCCAUCAUGUUUUUCCUUGGGAUUACAAGACUGGAGAAUUGGGCAAUUACACGUUUAAUUUGACUACGGGCUUCAUCGAUACUUUCGCGCGCUUCGGUUGGGCUUAUGAUCGAAAAUACGUAUCUCCAGCAAUGGUGCGUCGAAGAGCAAAAAGAUCUGGUGAUGGCAGUCAUAUUUGGGGUUAUGGGGACGCUGAUAUUUCAGCUGAAGAUCUCCAAGAAUUGGAACUGAUGGAUAAAAUCAAACAGUAAUUAUAUUUUUUUAAUGAUGAAAUAAAAAAUGAAUGUAGUAUU
Apis mellifera (honey bee) is the source of this 1824-nucleotide messenger RNA. RefSeq names its product acyl-CoA Delta(11) desaturase-like. The transcript is spliced from 7 exons. NCBI's taxonomy places the organism in Eukaryota, Metazoa, Arthropoda, Insecta, Hymenoptera, Apidae. Gene Ontology annotation, biological process: unsaturated fatty acid biosynthetic process. The record is from RefSeq and is a predicted model, not a curated record. Bases 664 to 1782 code for a protein of 372 amino acids. Gene Ontology annotation, cellular component: endoplasmic reticulum membrane. Gene Ontology annotation, molecular function: stearoyl-CoA 9-desaturase activity; iron ion binding.